Messenger RNA from Labrus bergylta (ballan wrasse), 5134 nucleotides. It is a transcript of the gene plcb3, whose product is annotated as phospholipase C, beta 3 (phosphatidylinositol-specific). Gene Ontology annotation, biological process: release of sequestered calcium ion into cytosol; phosphatidylinositol-mediated signaling; lipid catabolic process. Lineage: Eukaryota; Metazoa; Chordata; Actinopteri; Labriformes; Labridae. The record is from RefSeq and is a predicted model, not a curated record. Gene Ontology annotation, molecular function: calcium ion binding; calmodulin binding; phosphatidylinositol-4,5-bisphosphate phospholipase C activity.
GGGAGGAGCGGAGGAGGAGAGAAGACGAAACGCGUUGGAGGCGACAGGAGAGAGAGGAAGCAGAGAAAGUUGAUAGGAGCGAGAGGGCGCGAGGAGAGGAGAGGAGAGAGGGGUCGAGCAGAUGGGAGGAAGGAAGGAAAGGAUCUCUCCGCGGGCUCAAGUGCGCGAUUAAAGGAUCCUGCACAAAUAAACAAUGAACAUGUGAAUAUAUGAAUCAAAAGGCUAGAGUGAAAAGGGGAGUUCGAGGCGCGUCACCGCGUUGCUGCGUGGACGCGGACAAGACAGCGGCGUUGCGCGCUGAAACAGCAAACUUCUGUCUCUCUCUCUGUGGAUUUUACUCCUCAUGUUCUCCAAACUUCUGCUGAGGUUCACUAACUUUUAAGGUCGCUGUCUUGAAAAGUUUCCCUCCCCCUUCUUGUCUUUCAAUUAACCCUCUCCCCGGAAAAGCAAAAAAAAAAGGUCCGGGGUGGAAGUAGAGGAAGGACGGAAGAGCUUUCUUUUUUUUUUUUUUUUUUUUUUGGUUCCUUCCGAGGAGCCCAGCUCGCCGUAGCCGGGGUUUAGGCGUUGGCACCCGGGCAGGGAGUCCCUCGCCAUGGCCGGGGCGAAGCCGGGAGUCCACGCGCUGCAGCUCAAACCCGUGUCCGUCCAUGAAGCUCUAAAGAAGGGGGGCAAAUUCAUCAAAUGGGACGAGGAGCCCAACAGCGGGCACCCCACCCUGGUAACCCUGAAAGUUGACCCAGAUGGAUUUUUCCUCUACUGGACUGGAGGCUCAAACCUGGAGGUGGAGACUCUGGACAUUGCGACUAUCAGGGACACCAGAACAGGAAAAUACGCCAAACAACCAAAGGACGCAAAGCUCCGGGAGGUGCUCGGCUUCGGCAAGGCCGACAACGUGGAAGGGAAGCUGGUUACUGUGGUGCAUGGCAAUGACCUGGUCAACACUUCCUUCCUUAACUUCCAGGCCAUGCAGGAAGAUACAGCCAAGAUUUGGACGGAUGAGCUGUUCACUUUGGCCACUAACAUUCUCUCCCAGAAUGCAUCGCGGAACACCUUCCUCCUCAAAGCGCACACCAAGUUGAAGCUGCAGGUGAAUCAGGACGGGAAGAUUCCUGUGAAGAAUAUUCUCAAGAUGUUUUCAGAUAAAAAGCGAGUGGAGACGGCUCUGGAGCAGUGCGGCCUCGUAAAUAACCGGGCAGAGGGACUCAAGCCAGAUGAUUUCACGUGGGAGGCCUUCCAGAAGUUUCUUGCCAGCCUCUGUCUCCGGCCUGAGAUACAAAGCAUCUUUGUGGAAAGUGGCUCGAAGGGGAAGCCUUUCAUCUCUCUGGACCAGCUGAUGGACUUCAUCAACCGCAGGCAGCGAGACUCCCGACUGAACGAGGUGCUGUACCCCCCGCUGAAGAUAGACCAGGUCCGACAGACCAUGGAGAAAUAUGAGACCAACACCAGCCAGCUGGAGAGAGACCAGAUCAGUUUGCAGGCUUUCACUCUCUAUCUGGGAGGAGAAGAAAACAGCAUCGUCCCCCCAGAGCGGCUGGAUGUCAUCGACGACAUGAACCAGCCGCUGUCGCACUACUUCAUCAACUCCUCGCACAACACGUACCUCACAGUGGGUCAGCUGACCGGCCUGUCGUCGGUGGAGAUGUACAGGCAGGUGCUGCUGACCGGCUGUCGCUGUGUAGAGCUGGACUGCUGGAAGGGCCGGCCCCAAGACGAGGAGCCCUACAUCACCCACGUUACCAUGACCACUGAGAUCCCUUUUAAGGAGGUGAUCGAGGCGAUAGCAGAGAGCGCUUUCAAGACCUCGCCGUACCCCGUCAUCCUGUCCUUUGAGAAUCACGUCGACUCAGCGAAGCAGCAAGCCAAAAUGGCCGAGUACUGCAGGACCAUCUUUGGAGACGCUCUGCUCAUUGAGCCUCUGGAGAAAUACCCGCUGGAACCCGGUCAGCCUCUCCCCUCGCCGCAGGAGAUGCUCGGAAAGAUUCUCAUUAAAAACAAGAAGAAGCACCACCACCACCGCCGACCCUCGAGCGGUGGCAGCAUACGACGCAGAGAGCUGGAGGAGCAAUCGCCGCCCAACAACGAUUGUCCUUUAAAUGACAGCGAGGCGGGUCAGCUCUUGUCCAACGGGGAGGAGAAGCUGGCAGAGAGGCUGGUCAAAGAAUCGGAGCCUCGCAAGUCCAUAGGAGGAGAAGGAGAAAGCGAGGAGGAUGAGGAGGACGAACCAGUGACCGAACUGAAAAAGCCGAACUCUGAUGAGGGUACAGCCAGCAGCGAAGUGAACGCCACAGAGGAGAUGUCCGGCCUCGUCAACUACAUCGAACCUGUCAAGUUCAAGAGCUUUGAGGUGGCAAACAAGAGGAGGAAGUUCUAUGAAAUGUCCUCAUUCGUGGAAACCAAAGGCAUGGACACCCUGAAGAGCUGCCCCAUCGAGUGUGUGGAGUACAAUAAGAAUCAGCUGAGCAGAAUCUACCCCAAAGGAACCAGGGUGGACAGCUCCAACUACAUGCCUCAGCUCUUCUGGAAUGUGGGCUGCCAGAUGGUGGCGCUGAACUUCCAGACCCUGGACCUCCCGAUGCAGCUGAACAUGGGUGUGUUCGAGUACAACGGCCGCAGCGGCUACCUGCUGAAGCCCGAGUUCAUGCGCAGGACGGACAAACACUUUGACCCCUUCACGGAGAACAUAGUCGACGGGAUAGUCGCCAACACCGUGAAGAUAAAGGUGAUCUCGGGACAGUUCCUGACGGAUAAAAAAGUGGGCGUGUACGUGGAAGUGGACAUAUUUGGACUUCCUGCUGAUACAAAGAGGAAGUACAGAACUAAAACAUCCAAUGGGAACUCGCUGGAUCCUGUUUGGGACGAUGAAAUGUUUGUGUUUAAUAAGGUGGUCCUCCCGACACUGGCCUCUCUGAGGAUAGCAGUGUUUGAAGAAAAUGGCAAGUUUAUUGGACACCGGAUUCUCCCUGUGUCAGCCAUUAGACCUGGCUACCACUACAUCAACCUGAAGAAUGAGCUCAACCAGCCCCUUCUCUUGCCCACGCUGCUGGUUUACACCGAGGCUCAGGACUACAUCCCCAAUGAACACCAAGAGUACGCUGAGGCUCUGACCAACCCCAUCAAGCACAUCAGUCAACUGCACAAGAGAGAGACACAGCUGGCUGUGCUCAUAGAGGAUAACAGUGAGCACUUCCCCAACCAGCCCAACGAGGGAGACACCAGGAGAGACAGUGAAGUUAUUCCAGGAUGUCAGCUACCCCCCCACUUCCACACUCAGCACAUGGGCUCAUUGGAUGAAAGCCCUGCUGACAUAAUUAAGUUACCUGCACCAGUUCAAUGUCCAAAGGAAGACCUCAUAGCCAGUGUUCUGGCAGGCGUCCAGGCUCAGUCGAUAGAGGAGCUGAAGCAGCAGAAGAGCUAUCUGAAGCUGCUGAAGAAACAGAGCAAAGAAGUCAAAGAGCUGCGCAAGAAACACCUCAAGAAGGUGUGGAAUCUGAGUAAGGAGCAGAAGAGUCGGAGUAGCCAGGUUCAGUCUGACACCCUGAGGAAACGAAGUCAGAUGGAGAAAAACCUCAAACGUAGCAUCAGGAAAAACGAACCUCAGGAGCCGGUGCAGCGUGAGCUGACAGCGCUGGAUCAGGAGAUUGAGAAGCAGAGUGUCCAGCUGAGGGAAUGGCAGAUGCAAGAGCUGCUGAAUCUCCGACAGCAGCUUCACACACUGGAGAGGCAGAAGCAACAAACACACCUGCAGGAUGCCAUCCAGAAGUUAAAGGAGACAGCGCAUGAAUGCCAAGCAGCUCAGCUGAAGAAGCUCAGGGAGACCUGCGAAAAGGAGAAGAAAGAGCUCCAGAAGAUCCUGGACAGGAAGCGACAAAACAGCAUCAGUGAAGCUAAAAGCCACGAAAAAGACAAGGCUGAGACGGAGCUGAAUGAGAUCAACAGGAAACACAUUCAAGAUUCUGUCUCCUUAAUCCGCAGGCUGGAGGAGGCUCAGACCAGGAGACAGGACAAGCUGAUGCUGAGGCAGCGGGAGAUCGUGCAGCACAUAGAUGAAGAACUUCCUCUGCUACGGUCUCAGCUGGAGAGAGAGCUGGAGGAGGAGUCAGAGAGACUACCCGAGGAGAUCUGCCAGCACCUGCACUUGGAGCUCCAGAACAAAGGUCUCCGAAAGGACGCCCUGUGCUCUUCUUUGUCCAAUAACAGCAGCCCCAGCUCUGGCUCGGGCCCGCCCUCCAACUGCUCCACGCCCUCGUACCCGUCAACACCUAAUCGCGUCACCUGGAACAGGAGCAUGGACAAUAGCACAGCCUCAUUGGCCGAUUCCACUUCCUCGUCCACCACCCCGGUCCUGUCGGAGGCGGAGAUGUCGUUCAGUUAAAAUCAUUGCUUGUAAAAAUCUAAAUACAUUCAACAGGGGUCUAUAAUGAUUAUAAUGAGGGAUAGUACUGAUAUUAAUUAUUAACUAAUUUUAUUCCUUUUUUUUAUUACAGACUGUUUUGUUCUUGUCUACAGAGCUUUAUUGUUUUUACGUAGCUGUUUUUGUCAGAUGACACAUCAUGCCUUUUAUUGAAAGAAAUCAUAACCAAACUUUUUACAUUUUUUUAAUUUUUUUUAUUUUCUUGUGUCUUUGUUUUGCUUUUAAUGUCAUAUCCUUGGACACUUUUUUUUUCUAAUUUCCACUCUUGUUGCUCCACAGCACAAGCUCCAUGUACACACUGUUUUUGCUCAAACUUUCUGUUUGUAAAAACUCAAACCUUCUUUUUUUCACGCGGGGUAAGAAAUGGCUGCGUCACAAGCAAUUACCAUAGGGGUAAGAUAUUUAGAUAUUUUUUUGGUAGCACUAAUUCACCAAUGAGAUUGUUUCUAGGGGGCGUCAUGUCCUACGAAUAGAUGGGAAAGAGUAAAAAAAGAAAAUCCUUAAGAGUAUUAGUGCUGCAAAUAAAUGUCAAUGUCACAUUUUACCACUUUAUCAGGUAAAAAUGAUCAAAAUUAGAAAAGUUGUUUCCAGAAUUCUGUAUCAGGUAGGAACGUGAAGGGAAAGAGGGCUGAUUUAUAAGAGUAGGGGUGUUUUAAGCUGCAGUUUUAGCUGUAAUGGCAGCAGCUGACCAGUAAGUGGUGCUGCAGCAUUACCUUUUUUUUU